This is a messenger RNA of Colletotrichum karsti, 1629 nucleotides long. RefSeq names its product cytochrome P450. Gene Ontology annotation, molecular function: heme binding; oxidoreductase activity, acting on paired donors, with incorporation or reduction of molecular oxygen; monooxygenase activity. The record is from RefSeq and is a predicted model, not a curated record. NCBI's taxonomy places the organism in Eukaryota, Fungi, Ascomycota, Sordariomycetes, Glomerellales, Glomerellaceae. Bases 1 to 1629 code for a protein of 542 amino acids. The transcript has 4 exons.
AUGCACGGCAUUACAGAGACAAUACUGGAAACCUUUGCCCAGCACUGGCUGUCAAUAGGUGCAUCGCUUAUUGUGGCCUGGCUGGUCAAGAACCACUACAACAAUGGACUCAACAAGUAUCCCGGGCCAUUCCUGGCCUCGUUGACGGAUUGGUGGCGCUUCUUUGACGUAAAGGGUCAGCGUCCAGAAGUAACACACAGGAAACUACACGAGAAGUACGGAGACGUUGUACGGCUGGGACCCAACACGCUAUCGUUCGCGGAUCCCGCCGCCCUCAAGACCAUCUACGGGUUGAACAAGGGUUUUGUCAAGUCCGACUUUUACGUUGUCCAGCAGUCCGUGGUCAAGGGCCACAGCCUGCAGUCGUUGUUCAGCACAACAGACAACAACUUCCACUCGCAGUUCCGCCGCUGCGUCAACUCGGCCUUUUCCAUGUCGGCGUUGGUCCAGUAUGAGCCGUUCGUCGACAACACCACCAAGCUGUUCCUGUCGCAGACUGAAAAGUUGUUCUCCGCGAGGGGCGAGAGCUGUGACUUUACGACAUGGCUGCAGUUCUACGCCUUUGACGUGAUCGGAGAGAUCACCUACAGCAAGCGCCACGGCUUCGUCGAGAAGAACGAGGACAUUGACGGUAUCGUGGCGUACUUGAGCAAGCUGUUCCUCUACGUAGCACCCAUUGGCCAAAUCCCCCUUCUCGACCGUUUGCUUCUCAAGAACCCCGUCUACCUCAAGCUGUCCCAGUGGGGUUUCAUCGACUCGACCUUCCCCGUCGCCCGCUUCGCCAGGGCACGCAUGGCCGAGCGUCUCCCCGAGCUCAACGGUAAUGAGCCCCUGCUGCCCCUCACCAACGGCAAGAAGCAAGCCCAGCAACCCGACCUCCUUUCCAAGUUCCUGGCCGCACGCGAGGCCCGCCCCGACUUCAUGACGGACGUCCUGGUGCAGACCAUGGCCGUGAGCAUGGCCUUCGCCGGCUCCGAGACGACGGCCAUCAGCCUGGCCGCCGUCUUCUACUACCUUCUUCGCACCCCAACGGCGCUGGCGCGGCUGAGGGAAGAGCUGGACCAGUUCGGCAGGGACGGAGGCUUCAGCGACACUGAGACGGGGCUGGUCACCUGGACCGAGAGCCAGAAGCUGGUCUACCUCGACGCCUGCAUCAAGGAGGCCUUCCGCAUGCACCCGGCCGCCGGUCUGCCUCUGGAGCGCAUCGUUCCCGAGCAGGGUGCCGAGAUCGCCGGUACCUUCGUCAAGGGCGGCACCAUCGUCGGAUGCAGCGCGUGGAUCAUCCACCAACGACCCGAGAUCUUUGGUUCCGACGCCGACACCUACCGACCGGAGCGGUGGCUCGUAGACGAGACCAAGGACCGCGAGGCAGAGGAGCAGCGCAUCAAGGAGAUGAACGGCCACAUGUUCCAGUUCGGCAUGGGCAGCAGGACGUGCAUCGGCAAAAAUAUUAGCUUGCUCGAAGUUUACAAGUUGGUGCCGAGUCUCUUGAGGAGAUUUGACAUCAAGUUCACCGACCCGAGCCAGGAGUGGCAGCUCGUGAACGCGUGGUUUGUCAAGCAGAACAACUUCCACACAAAGUUCCAACUGAGGGAUAUCGUCAAACCCGAGCUCAAGGAGAAGUCAUGA